CGAUAACCGCGCGAAACGCAGCUGUCGACUUCACAUAAUCCUACUAUUGCAGUAGCAUCUCUUCUUCUCGACAAAAGUUCUCGUCGAAGCUAUGUCUUCUGAAUACAAACCGAGGUCGCGGAAGAAAUGGUGGAAGGAGCUCUUCGGGCGUCGUCAUCGUGCAGCCUCGCCGGCUCCAUCUGCCACGCCGUCGACGAACCUCCAGUCAUCCGAUCAGGGAAACGCAGAACCCAGAGUGAAAUCAUCUUCUAUUAUCGCGAAGAGUUAUAUACUCCUCUCUCCCCCUCGGCCGCCGCCGGAAAGGCCGUCCGGCCCAGCGUAGAUACGAGAGUUCCCAACGACCAACAGCCACCCGUAGCAUCGCAAGCACUGCCUCCUGUUCUACCUGUCGAAUCCGCACCUAAACCACCGGCGACCGAAUCGACAGAGCAACCGACCCCUCUCCUCUCCGUGUUCGAGAGAGUGUGGAACGCCGCGUACGACAGCCUUGAGACGGACAAUGCAGAGCUUGUCAUGUCAUACGUGAAAACGUCAACUUGACUCACCAACGGCUAAGGAUUAUCUGGAGAAGAAUUACAAGUCCAGACUUCAGUCAGCCGGGCUCGCUUAAGGGCAUGCCGAGAUCGGCAGGCGCUCAAUUGAUACGAUGUCGUCAAUGCUGAGGCAAAACAUAUACGAUCUCGACCUCGGCUUCAAACCUGAGAGUAUGACACCGCCCGAUCCAGAUUCGCUAGGUUCAGUACGAUGCUCUUGUGUCUUCUGGGCCAACCAUCUCUGCUACCCAGGGUUCUGCAUCUAUC
This is a messenger RNA of Parathielavia appendiculata, 800 nucleotides long. RefSeq lists its product as uncharacterized. The transcript is spliced from 2 exons. The record is from RefSeq and is a predicted model, not a curated record. The coding region runs from base 127 to 540 and encodes 137 amino acids. Lineage: Eukaryota; Fungi; Ascomycota; Sordariomycetes; Sordariales; Chaetomiaceae.